This is a messenger RNA of Coregonus clupeaformis (lake whitefish), 5120 nucleotides long. RefSeq names its product epidermal growth factor receptor pathway substrate 15 (gene eps15). Gene Ontology annotation, molecular function: cadherin binding; calcium ion binding. Gene Ontology annotation, biological process: endocytosis; endosomal transport. Gene Ontology annotation, cellular component: clathrin coat of coated pit; plasma membrane; cytoplasm. The transcript is spliced from 25 exons. NCBI's taxonomy places the organism in Eukaryota, Metazoa, Chordata, Actinopteri, Salmoniformes, Salmonidae. The record is from RefSeq and is a predicted model, not a curated record. Bases 174 to 3401 code for a protein of 1075 amino acids.
CAUUACACUGGCAUAAAUUCGUUCACAUUCACAUCAGCGCACUACUGCGGGCGCCGCACCAUCUGACGUAGCUGAGUGAACGACCCAUUCCAGUACAAAAACUCCAGUGCCACGUUUUAAAGCUUCAUCUAAUAUAUCGCAACGCAGAAUGAAGUAGUGGGAACAGAAAAACUAUGGCUGCCAGUCUCUCCCUGACUCAGCUCUCAAGUGGAAAUCCUCUCUAUGACAAAUACUAUCAACAGGUCGACCCGUCUGGUAGUGGACGGGUGGCAGCUGCUGAUGCAGCCUUGUUCCUGAAGAGAUCAGGCCUGGCAGACCUCGUCCUGGGCAAGAUCUGGGAUUUGGCAGAUUCAGAACGCAAGGGGUGCCUUAACAAGCAGCAAUUCUUCAUUGCUCUCCGGUUGGUGGCCUGUGCUCAAAAUGGACUGGAGGUGACACUCAAGAGUCUCAAUUUGGCAGUUCCUCCCCCAAAGUUUCAUGACACAAGCAGCCCACUUCUACCUGGGGGAGUGUCCAUUGACGGCCCAUGGGUGGUCAAGACGGAAGAGAAGCUGAAAUUUGAUGCCAUAUUCGACAGCCUCUCCCCCGUUGGUGGAAUGCUCUCUGGGGAGAAGGUCAAACCAGUGUUGCUCAACUCCAAACUUCCAGUGGACGUACUGGGAAGGGUAUGGGAACUGAGUGACCUAGACAGAGAUGGUAUGCUCGACCGAGAUGAGUUUGCUGUGGUCAUGUACCUGGUCUACAGAGCUCUGGAGGGGGAGCCCGUGCCCAUGUCUCUGCCUGCUACCCUUGUGCCACCCUCCAAGAGGAAAAAGCCCCCGGUCUCUGUACCCCCUGUGAUGCCCCUUUUACCCUCGCCUCCCUCUAUCAAAGAGAGACGCUCCUCCCAUUCCGGGUCCAAAACCCUGCCCUCCAAACCAGCAGCGACCCCAGUCACAUGGGCUGUAUCUCCUCCAGACAUAGCCAAGUAUGACGAGGUUUUUGCAAAGACCGAUCUUGACAUGGAUGGUCUGGUGUCUGGGCCUGAAGUCCGAGAUAUCUUCUUAAAGACUGGCUUGCCCUCCGCCACACUAGCACGCAUCUGGGAGCUCUGUGACAUUGGGGACAUAGGGAAGCUUACCAGGGAACAGUUUGCACUAGCGCUGCAUCUAAUUAACCAGAAACUGACCACGGGUGUGAACCCACCCCAGAACCUCUCUCCUGAAAUGAUCCCUCCCUCAGACAGACUGAGCCUAGCAGCCAAGCAGAGCAACGCAGCAAAUCUGGCAGCAGACUUUUCUGCCAUCAAGGAACUGGACUCGCUCAGCAAUGAGAUUGUCGAUCUACAAAAGGAGAAGAGCUCUGUAGAACAGGACAUUAAAGAGAACGAGGAGAGCAUCAGAGAAAGGACCAGUGAAGUCCAGGACCUGCAGAAUGAGGUGCAGAAGGAGAGCGGGGUGCUGCACCGGCUGCAGUCUCAGCGCCAGGAGGUCCAGGAUGCUCUGGAGGAGCUGGACCAGCAGAAGACCACUCUGGAGGAGCAGCUUGGUCACAUCCGCCAGCAGUGCAGCCAUGAGAACCAGCGGAUCUCGUCACUAGAGGCGGAGCACGCGGAGCAGGAGCAGAGGAUCGAGGAGUACGAGGAGCAGCUGGUGCAGGCCAGAGAGGAGCUGCUGCGGCUGCAGGAGGAGACCCAGCAGUUGGAGGAGAAGGUGCAGGCAGCGCGGGAGCAGCUCACCCCCCUGCGGGAGUCUGUCCGAGACUCCUUCUCUCAGGUCUCUCAGGUGCAGCAAAAGCUGAGUGAUCUACAGUUGGAGGAGAGGACGGUCACGGCCCAGCUCAGCUGGAAGAUGGCCCUAGAGGAGGAUCCAGUGCCAGUCCUGGUGAACGGCUCAGCGAAUGAGCCGCACCCAGAGGACCAGGCUGAGGAGCUGAGAGUGGAGCCUCCAGCCAUCCAGCCACAGAUGGAGCCGGCUGAACCGAUAGAAGAAGUGGAGGAGGACAGGCCUAAGGCCCCAGAGGAACCGGUGCCUAAGUCUGAUGCCUUCAAAGACCUCUAUAACAGCCUGUCUUCCACUGCCUGGCCAGUACCACGGGACAACCUUGUGAAGGAGCACAUUAGUCCUGUUGCUUUCACUCUUCAGGAGCAGAGAAGUCCUACUUCUGAAGUUGUAGAAGAACAGGAAGAGGAGUCGUUUAAAGCUAGCACUCCCAAGCAGGUGGAAUCCCCAGAGCCAGAGAGGAGACCAGAGUCAACUGAGCCUCCCCAGGCAACCCCGCCUGCCCUGCCUCCACAGACCACUCCCCCUCCACUCCCUGCCCAGCCUACCUUAUCCCCAACGACCAGCCCCCCUCCGCUCCCUGGCAUGGACUUCUUCCAGUCAGACCCCUUCACUGACCAUGAUCCAUUUAAAGAUGAUCCGUUUGGAAAGGCAGAUGUUUCCUAUCCGUUUGGAGGAGACCCGUUUAAGGGCACAGACCCCUUUGCUGCUGACUCCUUCUUCAAGCAGUCUUUGGCCGCCCCCUUCCCCUCUGCUGACCCCUUCACCCUCACUGACCCCUUCAGUGAAAGUGCCAGCCUAGCAGAUCCCGAUCUGUUUGCAGCUCCGCUCAACAACGCUGCAGGACUGGACCCCUUCAGCUCCAAACCCAAUAACAAGGCAGCCAGGGACCCCUUCAGUGCCAAGGUCAACAACGUGGAUGCGGAUCAGUUUGGAUCCAAAAUGGACUCCCUGGCAGAGCCAGACCCGUUUGGCUCCCAGGGCACUGCAGGCCCGGAUCCCUUCAGCUGCUCCCAGCCAGGCUCUGAGCUCCCCGCGAAGGAUCUCACUGCAGCACCUAAUGACCCUUUUGCACCUGGAGGCACUGCAGUAAAGACUGGCUCUGACCCAGAUCCAUUUGCUGCCGUCUUCGGCAACGAGUCAUUUGGACAGGGAUUUGCAGACUUCAGCGCCCUGGCCAAGUCUAACAGUUCUGACCCCUUCGCCUCAUCCAACUCGUCCAACAACAGCCAGCCCAGCAGCCCUGAUGUUCCCCCAGCUUUGCCCCCCAAGACGGGAACGCCCACCAGACCUCCCCCUCCACCCCCAGGUAAGAGAUCCUCAAUCUCCAGAUCAGAGUCGUCGGACUCGUUCCACAGAAGGGGACCCUUUCUUCCCCAGGGCUCAGGAGAUCCCCCUUUCUCCCAACCUGCCAAGGACGCUGCCCAGGACCCCUUCGCCCCAUCCUCACCCCGCCAGCCCGCACAGGACCCUGACCGAUUUGCCAGCUUUGACAAACAGUACCCUACCGAGGAGGACAUGAUUGAGUGGGCGAAGAGGGAGAGUGAGCGGGAGGAGAAGGCGCGCCUGGCCAGACAGGCACAACAGGAACAAGAGGAUCUGGAGCUGGCCAUUGCCCUGAGCAAGUCUGAGUUCUCCUGAAAGUCUCCGGUCACCCCUUGUGAUCCAGCACUCACCAAAGGAGGGAGGGGUGGGAAAACUGAACUAAAGGGCCUACUAUUCUGACCCAAUGAAGAGAUUUUGAGUAUUGGCUCCACCCACCCACCCCACACAUUUUCACCAACCCUCUUUGUUUCACUCAUCAUUGGCAAUUUCAGUUUGUCUAUGUAACAACAAAUCCUCAUGUUAUUUUUGGUGUUUGGCUGAGUAGUGGGUAUAGAGCUGUGAUUGUCUGUUAGACUUCAAAAAGCCCUCCUGGUACAAUAAGUAGACAUGGAGAUUGUGUAGUGUGUGUGUGUGUGUGUGUGUAUAUAUAUAGCUGUAAUGUCCCUUCAUUUCAACUACACAGACCACAUUGCUAGUAACAAACUGCAAAAGUUCUGCCCCCGUCUGCAUUGCUCUUGCCUGCUCCAACCCAGACCAGAUAGUAUUGAGCACUUUAAAAAAUAUAUAAACUUUAUAUGAUUAACUCUAACAAGAUACGAAAAGAGUAAUGUUCAUCUGGGUGUAAACCAAUGUCAAAUUGUAAUCCAUAUGUGAUCAUUAAGGGUUGCCUGGGGCAAGUGACCUGACCAGUCGUGCAAGUUGACUCUGCUCUGUGGUUGCCCCAUUGAUUCCUUUCAGACCUUAAUGUCAUUCAUCUGGCUAUACACCAGACAUCUACAGUAUGUGGUGAAUUGGAUUUCAUGUCUGAGCUGACUUGAGGUCUUUCUAGUGCUUGUGUAAAAAAACAAUGUUCUUAGAUGACCUGACGUAUGUCCUUACGUCAGGUUCUACCAAAUUAAGUAGCCAUUUUAUGAAUAGAGUAGAAGUCAAAUGAUCCAGAGGGUUAAAAGAGCAAAGAGGACAUCCCUCUUCAGAUAAACACUAAUGUGUGAAUGAAUCCAUGCAUUUGGCAAUUGUGGUGCUCCGUCUACUUCGACUACAGUUAACAUGAUUGAAUUUGUGCAUAUAGUUUUAAUGACACUACUUACUAUCGGUUGUUCACCUUUUUGCUCAACUCUCUUUAAAGUGCCCUUUUAUUAAUAUUUAUGUGCUAAACACCAGGCAGUGAACAGGACUCACAUGCUCAUUAUCUAGAGGGAAAGUAACAAAGAUCUUGUAAAAACGGUAUAACAUCUCCCAGGUCUGACCGUUAACCUCUGUGUCAUCCUCCUAAUACUCUCCAUUUAGUCUUAAAGGGGCAAUCUGCAGUUGCUAUAUCCAUUUUUACGACAAUGUUUGUAAGCAAAGUAAAUGUACACAAACACUGUAUAGCCUCAAAACAUGGUUAAAACUAUAAUUUUGAUAUAAUGGAUGGUCAGUUGCAUCCAUAGCUCCAUCUAUGAAUGUAAGUGGCUACAUUUCUCCUGCCCCAUCCCUUAGCUUUUUAUCAAAACAGUGGCAGGGACCUGCUUUGUUUCAACUGCGGCUGGCCCCUUUAAAUGGGUAUAGCAGUGCUGAGGGUUGUACAGGUGCUAAAAAGAACUAAACCAGUAAAACCACUUAUGUCCAGACCUCUGCACGUAGGCCGCUUUUAAUGAUCUUGAAAUAUAAUCUACCCCACCCAACACUACCCACCAAUACAGUCAAAAGACGUAGUAAUGUUGUGUGAACAAAUAUGAGAUGUCAAGAUUUUGGAAAGUAGGUUGGUUGUACAGGAAGAUAUUUGAAAUGUAUUAAGUUGAAAGAUAUAUAUAUAUAUAUAUACAGUGAGGGGGA